UCCUCCUCCACCUCCUUCAGGGGUGGCACAAACCAAGGCCAGGUUAACUCGUCCAUAUAAAAGGCACGACCGAACGGAUCGUCGCCAUGAUUUGCACGAUGGACAUCAUCAGGUCGCCACUUCUUUUCACACUGCUUUUUGCCUCUGCGGCAGUGCUUGCGACUCCAUAUAGAACCUACAGAAGCCAUUAUGGAGGAGGUGGAGGAGGCGGCAUCGCGGCCUCCAAUGCACAGGCCUCCGCUUCGUCUCUAGCAAUUGGAGGCGGUGGUGGAUACCCGGGCGGAGGAAUUGGACACGGAGGCGGCGGCCAUGGCGGUUUCGCUAAAGGCGGCGGUCUAGGAGGUUCACAUGGAGGCGGUCUGGGAGGUGCGCAUGGAGGCAGCUUUGGAGGUGGCCUCGGAGGUGCAGGCGCUCACGGCGGCGGCUAUGGAGGCGGUGAACACUCUGGUAUUGUUGGCCACGCGAGUCCUGGAGGUGGAAUUCAAGCCGUGCCUUACGGAAAUGCUGCUGGAGGUGGACACGCAGGAGGUUAUGGAGGUGGACUUGGCGGUGGAAACCUAGGAGGAGCGCACGGAGGCGGCUUGGCAGGAGCGCAAGGUGGAAGCUUUGGUGGAGCAAGCGGAGGCGCCUUUGGUGCAGCAAACGGAGGCGGCUUUGGUGGAGCGGCACCCCAUAGGGGAGGUCAUGGAGCUGUUAACGGAGGAGGUUUUGGUCACGGAGGAGGUUCUCAGGGUCACGGUGGUCUGCAGGGAGGACACGGUGGCGGCGGAUUUGGAGGUGGAGGUUUUUCUGGCAGUAGCAGCAGCGCCUCGGCGUCGUCCUCGAGUGGCUAUUUUGGAGCUGGCUAUGGUGGAUAAGCAGCAAGUGGUGAAGUUGAUUUUAACAACAAAU
This is a messenger RNA of Neocloeon triangulifer, 891 nucleotides long. RefSeq names its product acanthoscurrin-1-like. NCBI's taxonomy places the organism in Eukaryota, Metazoa, Arthropoda, Insecta, Ephemeroptera, Baetidae. The coding region runs from base 87 to 857 and encodes 256 amino acids. The record is from RefSeq and is a predicted model, not a curated record. The transcript is spliced from 4 exons.